GUUUGGUCGCCGCCGCGUACUGUGAGGCGACGCGCGCGUGUGGUUCGGGAACUCCUGGACGUCAGGCGGCGUUGGACGACGACUCUCACUUUCCUCCAAGUGGGGACGACCCGGACGAGGAAUAAUAGUGGUGAGGGGGCUGGAGAGGAGGCACGCAAGGGAACAGAGACUGCGGCGGCCGCCUUGGUCGCGGCCAGUUAUUUCUCGGAAGCCGAGCGACGCAAACGGUGCGCGCAGCGGCCGAAACGUCGGCGUACUCGUUCUUUUGCAACGGCCCAGAGGAGCACGUACAUCCGAGAGCUGGCCCGCCGACGCCUUCUUCACCCUGACCGACCGCUUCUCCACCGCGCAGCCCGUCAAGAGUGGGCGCACCCACGUCGACGACUUUGCCGUCGAUAGAAGCGACUGUUGACGGUCCCGACGCUGCUCCCGAUCGGCAGCUCACCAACUGCACCUGGCUGCUGCGCCGUCAUCUUCCACCCGCUUCUAUAGUGCGCCACACUGGACGGCGGCUGUUCCGCGCUCCAUAUCACUUGUGCGGUGGAGCCCAACUUCAGCCGGCAAACACACCUUCUCCGAGGGGCCAGAGACCGCAGAGUGAUCGGAGCCGCCCCGCUCGAUGCGCGUCUAGAGUUCCCGCCAUGCAAGUCUGCGUGCCCCGCCUCUUGGUAGCACUGGUGUUCGCCACGCCGCUCAACGCAGCCGGUCCAAGUUUACAAGACACGCCUCUAGAGCCAGUGCUUGCAGUAAAAGGAGAUGAAGCACUGAUUGAUUGCGUAGUAAAAGACCAAGCAAACUACACAGUACUAUGGAGAAGAGUAUCUGAUCGCGACAAGGGAGCUGUGCUGACAGCAGGCAAUGUGCGUGUCAUUGGAGAUCCCAGGAUAUCUGUUUUACAUAACCCAGAGCACAAUAACUGGGUUCUACGGAUUAGCAACGUGCAACCAUUGGACUCUGGUCGAUACAGCUGUGAGCUGAACACUUCACCUAACCAACGGAUAACAAGGUUACUUACAGUUCUUGAGGAUGCAAGGCGAUCAACACCAUUCCUCCUCACACACAACUACACAGACUGCUGUAAUGAGAGGGGCAUCCCACCUGAGUGCUUUGGCUACUGCACACUCCAAGGCAUUGUCACAGGGCGGCAUCACAGUCCUAGGACAUGUCUCGAGUACAUUGGCAUCCUUACACAGUGUCUCACAGAUGGCCGGAAUCACAUGCCUUGUUGUGUGGCACAAAACAUUCCACAGAUAUGCCGAUCUGUUUGUGUUGGUGAUUACACUCUUACAACGGUUACGGAGCAUUAUACCUGCAUGGACUAUACCAUGACAACACUGGCAUGCAUUGCAAACGGUGUCGAGCUUUUACCAGGACCUCCUAGGCAGCUGGAAGUGGAGCCUGUUUCACCCACAGAGCUGCUCAUCAGAUGGAUGCCACCUCAUCAGGAGAUUGAAGUUGCACAUUUCCUCAUCAACAUCACUGAGCUGCAGAGCUUUGACCCUGAUGAAGUAACACCAAAGAAUGAAACAAACAAAGAUUCAACUGUCGGGUCAACUCAAGCAUUUUCAAUCAAGGUUGAUGGAAACCAGACAACAUUCAACUUGCGUAACUUGAAGCCUGUGACCAUGUACGAGGUGACAGUGACUUCUGAGAACAUGCAUGGUACUAGUCUUCCAACAUAUGCCGUGCGCACUUUGACUCUGGGUGCUCAGCCAUCCUUUGACCUGCCAACCCCUGAGAACAUCACAAGCAACGAGACACUCCCAUCCAUCCCAGACGUCCGUGGUUGUUGCAUCAAGCGUGGUGUUAAGCAAGAGCGCUGCCUUCGUACUAUGUGUGAUCCCAGCCGAGCGGAUGAGACCACGCUAACAGAUGUGAUGAUCUGUGCACCAUGGGCCAACGUGACAUUUGCCUGCAUGGCAGACGGUGUGGACCACACUGGCUGUUGCCGGCGUCGGGGCUUGCCAGAGGCCUGCCUGGGCUUCUGCAAAGGCAGCGUAAUGCGUGUUGAUUACCGUCACUUCCGCUGCCUGGAGUACAUGCCCUUCUAUGGUAGUUGUUUGCUCGAACACUAUGGGGUGCUGCCUGGCCCUCCGAAGGAACUUACGGUCACUGCCAUUAGUCGGAACUGGGCAGUUUUGAAAUGGAAACCUCCCAGCAAACUGCCGGAGACUGUGACAAAGUAUGGGCUAUUCUGGAGAAGGCUUGGAGAUGAGUUCGAACCUUACUUUGCUGUACCCAAUGUCAAGCCACCCUAUCUUAUGGACAGACUGGAACCAUCAUCUGACUAUGAAAUAUUUAUUGUGGCUGAAAACAAAUAUGGAACAAGUGAAGGGUCAGAUCGCAUUGUGCUGAGGACACAAGAUCCUGUGCCUGAGCCAGUAGAUGAACCUUCAGGAUACAAUGAAACAGCCUGCUGCGUGAAUGCAAAGGUCAAGGACAUAUGUAUGCCCCUCUGUUCUUAUAAGAUGAAGUUGGCUGACCUGCAAUAUCUGAGCCCCCUCUGUCUUGAUGAGAUGCACACUCUGCUGCGAUGUGGUGCGGGCGGCCGUGACCAUCGACCAUGUUGCCAGCGGUAUGGUGUGCGUGAUGAAUGCCUGCCCAUCUGCGCUGGUGAAGUCUCACUUAGCAAAUAUGACGUCACUGCCCUGGUCUGCUCCCGAGAUAUUGGUGCUGUUCUCAAGUGUAUGGAAGAAGGCAAGGACAUUAUUCCUGGCCCGCCUGAAGAUUUCCAUGUAACAUUUGUGACACCAACUUCUGUACACCUUGUGUGGAAUGCGCCUUCAGGAAAUGUGACGACAACACAAUAUCAGAUUAGGUACGAAGCCAUCAAUGGCACAGUGCCUCCGCACCCUGCGGAGUAUACACAGGAAGUGAAUGUAACAACAACAAUGGCUAUAGUUGAUAAACUGGCUCCAAAAACAAGCUAUAGCUUCUAUGUGGUGGCUGCAAAUGAACAGGGUUUUUCUGUUCCAUCUCUUAUCAUUCUUCUUACCACACCAGAGAAAGGAGUGGACGAGAAGGGAAUACAGAGCAUGGUGAGCCCGCCAUAUGGUGUGGAAGUGCUGCACGCAGCUGUCGAUGCCAUAGCACUCAAGUGGCUACCACCACUGCACCUGCCACUGCAGGCAAACCUGUCCUACAUAGUUCGUUUUGCACCGGUCAAUGUCUCCAACGAUGACAAUCGCUGGACAAGUGUGGCAACUCCUUACACCUCUCUUAUCAUUGGGAACCUCACUUUCAAUACACAGUAUGCCAUCUCUAUCAUGGCCAUGUCUGGUGGCAAGGCCAGCCUGCCUUCGGAGACUGUACUUGCAUGGACUGACGCUGCCAUUCCAGCCUUUGUGAACCUGCCACUAGUCAUCCCAUCUGGGCCUAUCAUGGAAGGGGUCAACAUGACUGUCAUGUGCAUCGGUGUCGGUGUGCCUACUCCCACCGUCUCAGUCUAUGUAAAUGGCAUCCUGCAGAUCCAGUUGCCGCAGCAUCAUGUUGCCAUCACCGUGCCUAGAGUUUCACGCAAUAUCACAAAGGUGUCUUGCUUCGCCACCAAUGGCUAUGGACAUGGAGCCCACAGUUCAGUGGACAUCCAUGUUAUUUCAAGUCCACUAGUCAUGGUGCCACUGAAGAAGGCAUAUUCAGAAACGGGAGCCAAUGCAAGACUGCUGUGCGAAGUGUCAGGUCAUCCUGAGCCUCGAUUCCUGUGGUACCGCGACUCGCAGUUACGCAAUCCACUAGGCCGCAGUGACCACAUAGAUCUGCAGUCGAGCCCGGACCCACUGAAGCCACACAACUACCAGUCCUACUUGAUCAUUAAGGGUGUUACAGCCGAGGAUGCUGGUGCCUAUUUCUGCUCAGCUGAGAAUCAGCAUGGUUCUAUGGCUGGAACAGUCACACUCAGUGUCAUGCCACGCUCUGCACGAAACACAAGCAAUUGCUGUGCAUCUCUGGGUGUGUCAGCUCCGUGCCUGACAGCAUGUGCCUUUGACAUUGACAUCAAUUUCGCUGUGAACAGGCCACAAUGCAUUCGAGAACUUGACAAGCUGAUGCACUGUGCUGCUGAUGGCAGUGAUCACAGGCAGUGUUGCAGGACUAAAGGUGUCCCUUCAAGCUGCCUGCGCUGGUGUGUAGGAAGGCCAGUAUUUCAGACCACACAAUGUGCCCUUGCUGCUGCCAAAGAGAUUGUGUCCUGCUUUGAAGAAGGCAAAGCAAUGCUGCCAGGGCCUCCUCAGAAUGUCAGGGCUACACAAGUGGCUCCAGGAGCAGUGGACAUCUACUGGGAUCCUCCUCUCAAAAAUCCUGAUGUAGUUCAGUGGUACCGUGUGCUCUGGAGGAGCGUUGGCUCGCAGAGCAUCAACAGGCUAGAGGUCAACUGGAGCUCUCCUAGAGGCUCUGCAGCUCUAUCUGGACAAGGUCUGAGCCUGGGUGGAAAGAUAGCCAUUAUACUGGUGAUGACAGCUCUGGUGCUUGUGAUUGCUGCUGUGCUGGGCAUUUUCUACUGGAAGCGCUGGAAGGCCAAGACAAGGCCUCCUGGUGUGUCGUUCGAGAAUCCCACCUACCUCAAAGAUGGUGUUGUGCUGCAGAACACAUCGGGAGAGGGCACAGCCAAACCUGGUGAAACAGCUGUUGAAAAUGGUGGCCACCGAAAUGGCCGCCCACGGGCUGUUGAGAACUGUUAUGAAGACAUACGUGCAGUCAGACUUUCCUCGUGAUCUGGGACAGAUUGCACAUCCUGUAUUCAGGCCUCCUCCUCUCUCUGUGAGGGAGUUCUACAUUUUGCCCUGAUGCUACACUGGCUGGAUUAAUCGUCAUGGGAGCUUCAAAGCCCGUGUCUUAUAAUGAAACAAAGACAACGGGACAGUAUAUUGCCUAGUGACUCUGAAUCCAUGGCGUUCUCAAAGAAUCUGCCAUGCUGUGUGUGCCUCGCCAAAUGUAAUGAGGCCGAUGUUCUUGUGCAACGACGAGAGCAAAAAAGCUUGCUGCGAUGAGACUUCUUCAGCAUCUGGUGAAUAUCUGCCACGUGUUUAAUGCCUUAGUGAACACUGUUGCACGAAACCUUUGUUUUGGUUCUCCGUGUGCACAUGAUGGCAAGGCGAUGCUCAGCCUUGCAUCAAGAUUAUUGCCCUGGAAAUCACGCUACUCUUCAAGAUUUGUGAAACGGGGUGCCUCGUGCUUUCUGGACUGGUGCACACUCUGCAUCCAUACAGCAUGCAGUAAGCAUCUGCCUUGCACCUUGUAGAACUUCAUGCUGUUGGGGCAUAUGCCAUCCCCUUGCCACAUGUGCCAGAUGAAUGAAUGUGCUGCACGCCUUAUUUCUUGUGUAGAACCUUCUGGCUGCACGUAAUGAUGUAAAGCCAGCUCACUUUGGCAUAGAUAAUACUAUAACUGGCUUUGAUAAAAAACUAUAAUAUUUACUCGGCAAUUCUUGAAAGGAGUCUUAAUGAAAGUGGACAUACCGUCUCCUUAAGCACUGCGGCAGCUUGUCACAUUGUUAGUUAAUUCAUCCUAGUGCUUUCCAUUGCUUGAAAUAGUCCCGCUUACCAAAUCAGGCUGUUCGCAGGAAUGUUUUAUUGCAAAUUUUGGGAAAAAGCGUAGUCGUGGCUUUGAAGCAUUGUCACUGAUUCAAAAAGGUGGCAUAUCUCCUUUGUGCAGUACCAAUGCAGUUAGUGCUGAUAAGCUGGUUGAUGUUCUGCUUAGCCUAUGUAUUUGCAAGCUAUGAAAAGGAAGGCAGCAAAAAGUCAGAGUACUUAAAAAAUAAAUCUAAGGAAGGGCAGUUGCUUCUUGUGGUGACACCAGCAGAAGACGACUGUCACCACACUGCUUUGUACAUAAAUGAUAUGUGAUAACAAAGAAAGCGUUUAUGACAUGUUAUGGCAUUCCAUUUUUUCGUUGCUGUGCUUUUCUUAUAGUGCAUUUUGUGGCUUCUUUCGUGUGCAAAUUUGUUAUGGCCUAGUGUAGUUUAAAAAUGUAGAAAAGUUUGACAAGGCGAUUUUCAUCUACCAUGAUCGUGAUAUCAUGCCGAGUGAUUUCAGUUGUGUAAUUUAGCUUUUACAUGUGUUCAGUUAUUGCACACUUUUUAUGGCAUUAGACAGAAUUUGCUAAAGAAGAAUGCAGCAGUCAUUGUGAUAUGCAAUGUUGUCUAUAGAGGAUCUGUGUUACUACCAUUGCAGUGAACAUUCCAGUGCAACCUACCAUCCAUUUCUGUUGCAAACUCUGAACCAAAAUUUAAUGUGUCACACACCAUGCUCAGAUGAAGAUUACAAACCAACAAUGAAAAACAGCCAUUUCAUUUUGGAGCAGAUUGUAACAACAGCAAACACACUGAUGUUGAUAUCUGCCUUCAAAUGACUGUAGUUUUGUUGAUAGAAUCUUAGCGUCAGAUGUGUUGGAUGUUAAAGUCUGACUUCAAACUGUACGACAGUAGGACUGCAACAUCACCGAAAAUUGUUCAAACAGAUCGCAUAUUAUAAAAUUAUGGAGUACUGACAAGAACCCUUCAUGUUUAGCUGCCCACUUUUAUUAAAGGGCCAGUAAACUGGCUCAGACUUUUUCUUGCACCCCACAAACAAGCUUGCUAAUUCAUACAGUAGACUACGGCAAUCACAUUUGCCGAAUAUUACAGUGCUGUGCGUUGAGCGGACCCUCCAUUUUGAAAAACAAAUCUCACGCCUGUUUCCCUCACCUGAUCAAUCCUCUUCGUACAUGCACAGUGACGAUAGCUUGCCAAUAGACAAUGUUACGCACCACUGAACUCGUCAAUUGGUUCUUUGCACUACAAAAUGGCACUUUGACCCUGCGGGGGUGCAGUUUCAGCAGAGCAGCCUAAAUUUUGAUUUUUCUGUGCUGCCCUCUGCCGUUUUGUAGAGCCCGAGACCACAAGAGAAGCGAUAUUGCCAGAAUGAAAGCCUCCAAAACCAUGAGGUGUCUCACUACUUUACUGCAAGAAAAAAAGUGCUCCACGCUUUCUGCCUGUACCAAUAUGACACGUACUCACGUGGGGCAAGUCCCGCUCUAUCGUUGAUUGUGCGCAGAUUACGUAUCACGGAUGUCGAGUCAUGUUGUUGAAGUGGGCGGAGUCACGACGACGUGGUACUCUUUCCCUCCCUGAGAAAAGGGGAGCGAGCGCCUGUGCGAAAAUUCGAAACUGACUGAAAUGGAUGUUUUAACCUCUGUAACAUCCUUAUUAUAGUACCACAUAUUCGCAAAAUUCUUGCAGUAGCAUGUUCACAUAGCAAAAGUGCGCAUAUUUCUCUUCACUAAAACGUUCGGACAUCAGGGUUGUUUACUAGCCCUUAAAAAAAAAGUGGUCAGGGGAGGCUGUCCUCUCAAGAACAUGUGUGACAUUGAGAUUGUUAUUUUGCUGCAAAGGUUAUGCAUGCCCAUAAAAAUGUUUGAGAAUUUGCUAGCAGAUAUGUAUGAUUGUAUAGUCCAACAGUAGCAACAUGUGACAGUUUGUAUGAUGUCCACAACAAAGUUACCUGUCCCAGUCAAGCUCAGAGAUGAGAUGUUAUUUUCAGAGAACUAUAGAUGCUAUUUUCCUUCUUGCACAGAAAAAGUGUGUACAAAAUGAAGCAGGAUUGCUUUCCAUGCUGUUCAGUUUUUUGUGCAAGUAGAGAAAUUUGUACAUAAAUACAAGUGAUGAAAAAGAAAGCAGCGAUUAUACUGAUGCUGUGCAUACACAUAAUUUUAUAUUGAAACGCAAAGCUGUAAAUAAUGCUAAUGUUUUUUUUUAAUAAAGAGACUUCUGUUUCUUUGA
Molecule: messenger RNA, 7753 nt
Organism: Rhipicephalus microplus (southern cattle tick)
Lineage: Eukaryota; Metazoa; Arthropoda; Arachnida; Ixodida; Ixodidae
Product: Ig-like and fibronectin type-III domain-containing protein 2
Molecular function (GO): protein binding
Source: RefSeq, a predicted model, not a curated record